UUCGUCCGCUGCUAGCUGAAUUUCUGGCACUGUUGCAGAAUGGCUUCGACUUUUCAUUUUUCCACAGAAGUUCCUCCAGAUUCAAUGUUCAAUGACAUUCAGUCACUUAAUAAAUUCAAUGAAGAACAAUUUACUCAGCUUGUUGCAGUUGUCAUCAGCUUUCUUCUUGAGCCAAAUAAGUCCAGCAAAUUAUUAGGUCAACUGGAUGAAUUUUCAGAUGAGCAAGGAGUCAGCGGACCAGCUCUACGAAAUGUGGUUAAAAGCCUUCUAGCUGUGCCAUACAGUGCAGUGAGAAAAAACUUAAGCCCUAGUGACUUGAAAGAAGACUUUGUUAAUCUUGGUCUGUCAGAAGAAAAAGCGGGCUAUGUAUCAAAUGAGUGGAAGCGUAACCUGGUUGGUUUAUCAAGAAGUGCGGUUGGUCAAACCCUGAUGGUGAAUCAGCUGGUAGACAUGGAAUGGAAGUUUGGAGUAACAGCAGCAAGCAGUGAACUUCAACAAGUUGGAAGCACGUUUAUUCAGAUGAAGUUGGUUGUCAACAAGGGUAACAAGACAGAGAAUGUCUACAUGGAGCUAUCAGUGCCAGAGUUCUACUCAUUCUUACAUGAAAUGGAGAAAGCCAAAGCAAGCUUGGAGUACUUCAGUUAGCAGGAUAGAUCAUCCAAAGCUCAAAGUGUUUUAAAAAAUCUUGUGUAAGAUAGGGUUGAUUAUUUUCCUCUAUCAGAAGUCUGAGCUGGUAAUUUACGAAACCAGAUUACCCUAGAUUAUCUUGAAGCGAUUUGUGUUUUGCUUGGUCUCUCUACACGUAAUGAGUUUGCAUGCAGAGAUGACGCAAAAUAUAUCUGUAUAUUUUCCAUUGUCUCACAUCCAGGAUCUGAGGAUGCAUAGAAAGAGAUAUGCAUCAUAUUGCUCCAUGUAGAAACAAAUAUGUCACAAUUUUAAUCAAGAUGAGACGGCGCUAGAUACCCAGGGACACAACAUUCAUUUAUGUCACAAGUGUAAAAUCUGAGACCCUGCUCAUUGUGACAAAAUAGAACCGGUAUCCCAUUUUUUAAGGGUGAAAAAUAUCAAUUUUCAUGAUUUUGCUCUAGAUGUCUGAUUUGGAUAAUAAAUAUAUUGACUGGUUCUUUCAAGGAACAUCAAAUGUAAUU
This is a messenger RNA of Lytechinus variegatus (green sea urchin), 1148 nucleotides long. It is a transcript of the gene commd7, whose product is annotated as COMM domain-containing protein 7-like. NCBI's taxonomy places the organism in Eukaryota, Metazoa, Echinodermata, Echinoidea, Temnopleuroida, Toxopneustidae. Gene Ontology annotation, molecular function: NF-kappaB binding. The transcript is spliced from 8 exons. The record is from RefSeq and is a predicted model, not a curated record. Gene Ontology annotation, biological process: tumor necrosis factor-mediated signaling pathway; negative regulation of DNA-templated transcription. The coding region runs from base 40 to 645 and encodes 201 amino acids.